This is a messenger RNA of Truncatella angustata, 969 nucleotides long. RefSeq names its product putative arabinan endo-1,5-alpha-L-arabinosidase A. Bases 1 to 969 code for a protein of 322 amino acids. Lineage: Eukaryota; Fungi; Ascomycota; Sordariomycetes; Amphisphaeriales; Sporocadaceae. The record is from RefSeq and is a predicted model, not a curated record. The transcript has 2 exons. Gene Ontology annotation, molecular function: arabinan endo-1,5-alpha-L-arabinosidase activity. Gene Ontology annotation, biological process: carbohydrate metabolic process.
AUGUUUAUUUCCACUGUCCUUAUCGCCUCUUCGGCUUUUCUAAGCACGGUCGCUGCCUACGCCAAUCCUGGUGCUUGUUCUGGUGCGUGCUGGACCCACGAUCCUUCCGUCAUUCGCCGUAGCGAUGGCACAUACUUUCGUUUCAGUACCGGCAGCAAGAUCGGCGUCUACACUGCUUCGUCUCUGUCCGGUCCGUGGACCUCGAAAGGAUCCGCCGUCUCCUCGGGCUCUUCCAUCAACUUGACCGGCAAAGACGAUCUCUGGGCCCCCGAUGUAGUGCUGGUCAAUGGUGUAUACCAUCUCUAUUACUCCGUCUCGUCCUUCGGUUCUCAGAACAGUGCGAUCGGAUAUGCCACCUCUACCACCAUGGAUGUCGGAAGCUGGACUGAUCACGGAGCGACCGGUGUUACAUCCUCUGCGGGCAAGAACUACAACGCCAUCGAUUCGCAAGUGUUGCUCGCUGCGGACGGCAACUACUACCUGAGCUUUGGAUCCUUCUGGGGUGACAUCUUCCAGGUCAAGAUGAACUCUGGUGCCACCAAGAGCGGUGGAUCUGCCGCCUAUCAGGUCUCGUACACGUCAAGCGGCACUUCCGCUCGUGAGGGUGCUUUCAUGUACUACCGCAGUGGUUAUUACUACCUCUUCUGGAGUGAAGGACAGUGCUGCGGACUUGAUUCUUCUAAGCCCGCAUCUGGUAAAGAGUACAAGAUCAUGGUCUGUCGUUCAACCAGCCCCACUGGAGGCUUCGUUGACAAAACUGGCAAAUCCUGCACUGCCAAUGGCGGUUCUACCGUACUCGAGAGUCAUGGUACUGUCUAUGCUCCUGGUGGACAGGGCGUUUUUGCUGAUCCUAAACUUGGCGCUGUCCUCUACUAUCACUACGUUGACACCAGUGUUGGAUAUGCUGAUGGUGAUAAGAAGUUUGGCUGGAACCAAAUCUCUUGGUCUACAGGUUGGCCAGUUGUGUAA